Messenger RNA from Caenorhabditis auriculariae, 2919 nucleotides. The record is from the annotation of a GenBank genome assembly. Lineage: Eukaryota; Metazoa; Nematoda; Chromadorea; Rhabditida; Rhabditidae.
AUGACAGAAGUGACAACACGGUGUCAUCUCGCCGCCUCCUCGGCCCAAAAAUCCUUCGAGUCCACAGUCCUUCCAACAUGUUUCACGCUCUCGGCCUUUUGUCCUACGGAGUACUUCCAAUUCUAUCUGCUGCAAGUUUUUGAAGUGCUUUAGAUUCAGAUUGAAGCUGGAAUGAUAUCUGAGUAUUCCGUUCAUUGAAUUUUUUUGAAGUUGUUUGAGACCUAAGUUCUUACUUUGAGGUUUGCAAAAAAUAUAGUUUUCAUGAAAAUAAGUCUUUUUAUUUUUUCAGAAAUUCUUGGAAAUUUCAGAUUAGGGAAGAAGUAUCUAAUUGCCCGAUUUCAAUGGAGAAGUUGUCUUUUUCUCAGAAUUUUUCGAAUUUCUAAUUGCUAAGUUAUGCAUGAAAUCAAGUAAACAAGAAUAAGAAUCAAAUAAGAAAAGAAUUUGAAGAAUAAGAAAAAUUACUGAUUUUUUUGAUUUCUAAAAAGAAUAUCGUAUCAGGAGAAUACUAAUAUCAACUUGAUUUUUUUCCUUGAUCAUAGUUUUUGUUUUUUUAUACUUCGAAAUUUAAAAUCAAAUUUUUCAGUUAUCUGACAAACAACUGAACGACACUCCAAGCAACUAUGGAUAUUACGCCGACAGCCGUAUGAAAGCGAUUGGAGAGUAUUUUAGUGACCUUAUGGGAUGCGGACCCGAUGGCUGGUGUGCGUUUAAAUGGUUCGCAGAAAAAAAAAAUAUUCAAAUCCAUUCAUUUUCUAACGCUUCAGCUGUCCGCCUACACAACGAUCCGCUAAAAGGUACUCCCUGAGCUCAUAUGUGAGGCCUUUGGGCCAGUCGCGGACAAAUGGCGUCGUCAGCAGCAGGAACCCUGUGAUGACGCCGACAAUGGCUCCCCCGUCUAAGAGAGUCUGUGCAAAGGCUUGCAUGCCGGGUUGCAAUUCCAGGUGUCUCCAGGUGAUCUUUACUAAUGAGUCCGUGAUAUAAGACAGUGGAAAGUAAGAAAAAAUGGAUAAUAAUAGCUAUGGACGGAAUUUCUUCAGCCUUUUCAAAACUUUGGAGAAAUCAUUCAUUUUUUUUUUGACGAAACCGCAAAAAAAAAAUAAAAUUAUUGGGAAGUAGGCUGCUGAGAUGAAAAAAAAAGUGGAUCAUCAUAGAACUUUUCGAAAAAAAGUUGAAAAAAAAAAGCGGGCUUAGCAAGUAGAAAAAAGUAUGGAAUUGAUUUACGACCUGGGCGAAAUAUUUUUCAUCAUCUGCUGGUUACAAUGGAUGAAACUUUUCCAGAGGUACAACCAAAUUGUGGCUUCCUUCAUGAAUUCAUUGACAGCUAUUGAUGUUAUGGGUCAUCCUGUCAACGAGCAAUCAGAAGUAAGUUUUAAAUAAAACUGAUGGUUUUCCUAUAUUUUACUGAUGCCCUGAAAGCUCAUCUCUGUAGUUUUUCAUAAGAAUAAAUAGAAAAUUUUUUUUCUGAUUUUCUAGUUCCAAGCCAAAAUCAAAAAGCGGCUUCCAAGUCUCUAAAAAAAUUGAGUAGAAUAAAGUCAUUAUUUUUUCUUUAGCAACGAAAUUAGGGAGAACUGGCGAGUUUUGAAUCAUGAACAUUGUUUUUAAGGUCUCAGAGAAACAGCAGUAAGAAAAAGAAUGCACUGGUUCACCGCUGGCUCUAGAAAAGAAAAGCACUGAGAGCUUCAUUAAUCUAGUUUAUACCUAUUCGUAAUGGUUUUUGGAACUUUUGCAUCAAGCCAGCUGCGAAUAGUACUGCAAGUAUGAAAAAUGGUUCGAGGUGCGACUGGCCCCACCGAAGCAGACGGAAUGCCGCGACGAGUGCAUGCCGUACUGCUCGACGGAGUGCCUCUCGGCCUACUCUCAGAUGGCGUCGUUUUCACCGCCAAAAGUCUGCCAAUCUGGUGGGUUGAGUCCGUCUUCCCACGUUCAUUAAGUCCGAUUCUCAGUGUGUAUGCCCUACUGCCUGGAAGAAUGCGUCCAUGCACCUCCGCUCAUGACGCCUUGUGUAUUUACCGGCGCGUGCCACUGCCCACCAGGGUUAAUCUCAUUUUCUUUUCUCCUUCUCCACAUGUUUUCCCUCCAUCAUGUUUUUAAAUUUUCAUAAGACAACCAUAACAUUGCCACGAUUGGGUUUGGAAUCAAGGAAAAGUGAGAAACACAAACAAACUUAUUCCGAUGGUAUCAAUAGUUAGUCUGCCAAAGAAGUAACUGAUUAUUUCGCAUUUUGAAAUUAAAGAGGAAAAAAAUAGAUUCUCGAAACAAAAAAGUAUUUGUUCUUUCAUAUAGUCUACAAUUUCGCAGUUAAUUUUUAUUUGAUUUUGGUCAUCACAGUACAGUGACGUAUAUAAAUUCUCAAGUUUGCUACAUAAAGUCGAAAAUUAAAAUUUUCAACCAAUAAUUGCAUUUUUCGCAAUCAGAAAUUAGGUGCUUGGAAAGUAACUGAGUGAGUUUGCAAUAGUUUCGAUGUGCAAAAAAAUGUCCUCUGAAAACGCCACAAAAAGCAUUUCUAUCUGAAAUUGAAAGCUACAGAUACGUCCAAUGUAGCGAAAUCACAUGCUGUAUGAAGUACAAAGCAAUGGCGAUCUGGUACAAAAACCGCUUUACUUCGAUGAGCUUCAGCGACGAUGAUCAAACUGAGAAAGGGGUAAUUUUCUGUUUAUUUUGAUCAAGCUUCGUUAUAAUUCCAGACCACACGAGGAGGAAACGAAACGACAGUUUAUAUGAACGCAUUGCGCAGUAUGGGGGACGCAGACGAUCUGAAAACUCCAAAAAGACAACUGCCAGAAAACAGUGGGACGAAGUUAGCAGAUGAAAAAAAAAAUGAAGCUUUCAGGCACAAUCGUCUUCUAUCCAGAACAAGGAAAGGCAGAAAUUCUCUUGAACGAUGGGAGUGUCCUUGUGGAACACAUGAGUCAAAAAUAA